GCGGAAGUAGUGUGUCAUUCGAUCUCUCACAAUCGAUCUAAACGACAGACAAAGCAACGGAAAGCAAUUUCGACCAUAUAGUUGGGACAGCACGGCUGGCAUCUUACUUGCUCGUCAUCUCAUCUCUUAGUAAGCUAGGCAACUUGUCUCGCAUGAAGCAAUGCGUUUCAUCACGUGCUCGCGCUGUCGCGGAUUUCUGGUCACGUUUGUGACAUCUAUUUCGUUGUGCUUUGCGAGUCCUGCGAUUCCUUCGCUUGUUGAAGAGCCUGUGGAUACAGUGGCUGGUUACAAUGGUGUGGAUGGAUUGAUUCUAUCUGCUACUCUUCGCUGUCAGGGCAACCCUAGAGAGUUAGAGAUUAGUUGGUACAAAGAUGAUCAGGAGAUAAAUAUGGCAGGAAUUCCAUAUUUCAAUGUCAGUGAUGGAUGGCUUACAGUUGGAACUAGAGACAGGAGUGAUGAUCUAGCUGCUUUGGAAGGAUUCUAUUUUUGUACUGUAAGCAACAGUCUGGGAACUGUGAGAAGCAGAAAAGCUCUCAUCAAAGGGGAGAAGGUGAAAGACUUCACUCAUGGCAACACAGGUAGUUACUACGUGAAUGAAAGCGUAGUUUUGUUACAACAUCAUGUCUUGAAGCUGCCUGUUCCUGAACCAUCGAUAUCACACUUAUGGACUGUAACAUGUAAUAGCAAGUCUGUGGAUUGCCCAAGCGUUGAUUGUCCAUUCUGGCAACAUUCUUCUACAUCUAGUCGUCUCCUGGUUUCAUCAGUGUUGCGUUUAAAUUACAAUGAAAUAAAAACACAAAUUACAGGAUGUGACACUAAUUCAUCAAUUGGGAUACAUUCAUUGCAAUCUGAGCGUGUUAGAUUCACCUCUAAUGGUGCGUUUACACUCAGAGCACAUAUCAAGAGUCAGACUGUAUCUGUUGCGGCUGGAAAUAAUGCUACUCUCUAUUGUCUCUCUGGAGAUCCCAACAGCAUAUACACAUGGACUCAUAAUGGUUCUAAUAUAAAUAUCAGCAGUGACAGCAGAUACUCACUUAUUGAAGACGGUGUACUGAAAAUAGUGGGAGUUGUUGAUAAAGACAGCGGACAAUAUGAAUGUCAAUACAAUUUUCCAACGUUUUCAAAUAAUGGCCAAACCAGGAAGACAUCUGCUAAUCUGAUAGUAUAUUCUUUGCCCACAGUUAAAUUGACUGUUACAGAAAGCGACAAGAUGAACAAGAAUGGUAAAAGUUGCAGCAGUGAAAACAGUUUUACUACAGUUUGCGAUCUGGCGUCUUCCAAAUCAGUAAACAUAACCUGUUAUGUACAAGGAUCUACUUCUCUUACAGUCCAACUCAUCAACAAUGGGCAUAUGCUGCAGCAUGAAAGCAACACUAAUUAUGUGCAGCACACAAUUGUCAAGCCGUCAGCAGGAAUAUACCAAUGCAUAGCAAGCAAUGAGUAUGGCAGUCGACAGACUACCAUUUAUGUUUCUCUACCAGAUAUUGCACCUACUGUGUCAUCUUUGUCUUCAUCUUCGUCAUCUUCAUCAUCUCCUUCAUCGUCAUCAUCUUUACUAUCUUCAUAUUCAUCAUCUCCUUCAUCUCCAUCAUCUUUAUCAUCUUCAUAUUCAUCAUCUCCUUCAUCUUCAUCAUCAUCAUCAUCAUCUCCUGUUGUAUCUCCUUCGUCAUCCCAAUCUUCAGUUGUAUCAUCUUCCGCAUCAGUUUCUGUGAACUCUACUUAUAGUCAUGCCAAUACAAGUGAAGGAUCCUCACAAAGACCUAGUACCAACGCCGCUACUUCAACACUUUUAUCUAUUGCUAGUCAAACAGAAAGUAGAACAUCAUCAACACAAACUACUACAAGUUCAAUACCUGUUCCUCAUACAGCUAUCCCACCCACUGCAUUGUCUAAUAAAAGCGACUCAAACAAUGCAGUUAUUGCUGGUGCUGCUGCUGGUGGAGCCAUUUUGUUGUUGCUCGUGUUGUUGAUUAUGUUAGUUUUCUGUCUCAGACAACGAAGGAAAAGAUAUAUUACUGAUACAACAGCAAACGGACAAACACGAAACAGCACUGUAUAUGAAAAUACUGUAUUUACUGACACAACCGGUGGAGUGACCGAACUAAAUCCUUACUACUCUACAAGCAACGACUUCACAUCAUACAUUACAAAUCAGUCAUCAACAGCAUCAAAUCAUACAGAGAAUAGACCAAAUGCUAGCAAGACCAAUGGGCUGGACUCUCGACUAUACAACACUCUCGAUCGAAGUCCAUCACACACAAGUGACAUACCUGUCACUACAGAUGCGGCAUUACUCGAAGGAUACAAUACAGUGAAACGAGACUCGCCCACAGCCACACAGCCAUCACCCAACAUCGACACCGAAAACGAGUAUGCCUACACGACAACACAAGUCGCUCAUCCUCACACGGUAAAGCAAAGCGACGAGUACGUCGAUCCUGCAGACCAACUGUAUCCCCCACAUUCGGCAGAAGUAUUGCCUACUGAUUCAGCAAGUAACGAAGACUUGAACCUGUACACUGAACCUGCAGAUAUCAAGUCAAAGAAAUUGAAGAAGAAGGCAGGAUCAACAAAGAAAGGAACCAUACAAGUAUCACCAUCUAACGAGUAUGCUUAUGCCAAUUCUGAAACUAAGCGGUGGCCCAGUGUGGAACCAGACCACAUCACUGUGGGCGAAUCAGAGGACCAAUACGCGAUCUCUUUGAAAAACACAAUCAAACCGACUCAAAUACCAUCAACAAACGAUUCACCAACAGAAUCCUUGUAUGCAGUUGCAGACACACUCCGGACUAAGAAAUCACCGACGGUUGGUGAUGAGAGUGAGUAUGCCAUACCAGCGGAUGCAAAACUUCCAGAUGAUGGCCCAGACGAGUAUGCCAUACCAGCGGAUGCAAAACUUCCAGACAAUGGCCCAGACGAGUAUGCUAUCACAACCAGUCCUGACAAACCAAGAAAGAAAGAUGUGAGUGAGUCACAGGAAUCGUUGUUGAAACCAGAACAUUAUGAGGCUGGUGGUGAUGUCUACGCUGUCUCAGUCAAGCCAAAGCCCAAGCCUCGACCGAGAAAACCAGCGCUGUCUGAUCGAUCAGCUGUCUCUCGAAACCAUACAGCAGAUGCUCGAAUGCAAGGUGAUUUUAUUGACAGUGCAGCGGUCGACCAGAGUGUACAGUAUGAAAACUUUGGUCACGUGCAAUGAGUAAAGGAGUCAAGUAGAAAGGAGGUUAGACUUUGUAUUGCACAGAUCGCAACUCUAUGUAUGUCGUUGUUGUAUAUUGACACUCACAUUUUAUUCUAUCUGUAUUCUGUUGUACGACGCUGUUCACUGCUUGUGGCAAAGUCGCGCUUGCUUGCAAGUGCAAACAGUUUCUACUGUGUUUGCAUGAGAAUAUGGAAACAUGUUACAUGCAUAUACAAUAUGUGGGCGUCUGCAU
This is a messenger RNA of Corticium candelabrum, 3431 nucleotides long. RefSeq lists its product as uncharacterized. NCBI's taxonomy places the organism in Eukaryota, Metazoa, Porifera, Homoscleromorpha, Homosclerophorida, Plakinidae. The record is from RefSeq and is a predicted model, not a curated record. Gene Ontology annotation, molecular function: cell-cell adhesion mediator activity. The transcript is spliced from 9 exons. The coding region runs from base 161 to 3196 and encodes 1011 amino acids. Gene Ontology annotation, biological process: axon guidance; homophilic cell-cell adhesion; dendrite self-avoidance. Gene Ontology annotation, cellular component: plasma membrane; axon.